Molecule: messenger RNA, 7674 nt
Organism: Microtus oregoni (creeping vole)
Lineage: Eukaryota; Metazoa; Chordata; Mammalia; Rodentia; Cricetidae
Gene: Cacna1i
Product: calcium voltage-gated channel subunit alpha1 I
Exons: 37
Coding region: 230-6892 (2220 amino acids)
Biological process (GO): calcium ion transmembrane transport; sodium ion transmembrane transport; neuronal action potential
Cellular component (GO): neuron projection; voltage-gated sodium channel complex; voltage-gated calcium channel complex
Molecular function (GO): voltage-gated sodium channel activity; low voltage-gated calcium channel activity
Source: RefSeq, a predicted model, not a curated record
GCGGCGACCCGCCUGCCAUGGCCCGCGCCCCCGGGCCCGCCACCCUGCGCGCGCCGCCCCCUUCGCCCCGGGGGCGCAGCUGAUCCCGGAAUCCGAGGCGUGGAGCCGGCGGGGCGCGGGGUCCCUCUCCACGCCGGCUUCGGGGACACGCGUCACCCCCGCAUCUCUGCCUGGGACGACCCAGCUGCCCGGCUACGUCCAUGCCAAGGGCUCCCUGCUCCAUGCUGACAUGGCUGACGGCGCCUUACCACCCUCAUCUGCAGCAGCCCCGGCCCCUGAGCCAGGAAUCACUGAGCAGCCAGGGCCCCGGAGUCCCCCUCCGUCCCCUCCUGGCCUGGAGGAGCCACUGGAUGGAACCAACCCUGAUGUCCCACACCCAGACCUGGCACCUGUUGCCUUCUUCUGCCUGCGCCAGACCACGAGCCCCCGGAACUGGUGCAUCAAGAUGGUAUGUAACCCAUGGUUCGAGUGUGUGAGCAUGCUGGUCAUCCUGCUGAACUGUGUGACCUUGGGCAUGUACCAGCCAUGCGACGACAUGGAAUGCUUGUCAGACCGCUGCAAGAUCCUGCAGGUCUUUGAUGACUUCAUCUUCAUCUUCUUCGCUAUGGAGAUGGUGCUUAAGAUGGUGGCCCUGGGCAUUUUUGGCAAGAAGUGCUACCUUGGGGACACGUGGAAUCGCCUGGAUUUCUUCAUCGUCAUGGCAGGGAUGGUUGAAUACUCUCUGGACCUUCAGAACAUCAACCUGUCAGCUAUCCGCACUGUGCGUGUCCUGAGGCCCCUCAAAGCCAUCAACCGUGUACCCAGCAUGCGGAUCCUGGUGAACCUCCUGCUCGACACGCUGCCCAUGCUGGGCAAUGUGCUCCUGCUCUGUUUCUUCGUCUUCUUCAUCUUCGGCAUCAUUGGCGUGCAGCUGUGGGCGGGCUUGCUGCGGAACCGCUGCUUCCUGGAGGAGAACUUCACCAUACAAGGGGAUGUGGCCCUACCCCCUUAUUACCAGCCUGAGGAGGAUGACGAGAUGCCCUUUAUCUGCUCCCUGUCGGGGGACAACGGCAUCAUGGGCUGUCACGAGAUUCCCCCACUGAAGGAGCAGGGCCGAGAAUGCUGCCUGUCCAAAGAUGAUGUGUAUGACUUUGGGGCGGGGCGCCAAGACCUGAACGCCAGCGGCCUCUGCGUCAACUGGAACCGCUACUACAACGUCUGCCGCACGGGCAAUGCCAACCCGCACAAGGGCGCCAUCAACUUUGACAACAUCGGCUAUGCCUGGAUUGUGAUCUUCCAGGUGAUCACGCUGGAAGGCUGGGUGGAGAUCAUGUACUACGUGAUGGAUGCACACUCUUUCUACAACUUCAUCUACUUCAUCCUGCUCAUCAUAGUGGGCUCCUUCUUCAUGAUCAACCUGUGCCUCGUUGUCAUAGCGACCCAGUUCUCGGAGACCAAGCAACGGGAGCACCGGCUGAUGCUGGAGCAGCGCCAGCGCUACCUGUCCUCCAGCACGGUGGCCAGUUACGCCGAGCCUGGCGAUUGCUAUGAGGAGAUCUUCCAAUAUGUCUGUCACAUCCUUCGCAAGGCCAAGCGCCGUGCCCUGGGCCUCUACCAGGCUGUGCAGAACCGGCGUCAGGCCACGGGCCCGGGGACACAGGCCCCUGCUAAGCCUGGGCCCCAUGCUAAGGAGCCCAGCCACCGCAAGCUGUGCCCACGACACAGUCCCCUGGACCCCACCCCCCACACUCUGGUGCAGCCCAUCUCUGCUCUUCUGACCUCUGACCCUAGCAGUUGCCCACGCUGCCAGCAUGAGGCAGGCAGGCGGCCCUCAGGCCCAGGCAGCACAGACUCAGGCCAGGAAGGCUCGGGCUCUGGUGGCUCCGCGGAGGCUGAAGCCGACGGGGAUGGACCCCAGAGCAGUGAGGAUGGGGCCUCCUCAGGCUUGGGGAAGGAGGAGAAGCAGGAGGAUGGAGCAGCCCGACUGUGUGGUGAUGUGUGGAGAGAGACACGAGCCAAGCUGCGGGGCAUCGUGGACAGCAAGUACUUCAACAGAGGCAUCAUGAUGGCCAUCCUGGUCAACACUGUCAGCAUGGGCAUCGAGCACCAUGAACAGCCUGAGGAGCUGACCAACAUUCUGGAGAUCUGUAAUGUCGUCUUCACCAGCAUGUUUGCCCUGGAGAUGAUCCUGAAGCUGGCUGCCUUUGGGCUCUUCGACUACCUGCGAAACCCUUACAACAUCUUUGACAGCAUCAUUGUCAUCAUCAGCAUCUGGGAAAUCGUGGGACAGGCGGACGGAGGCCUGUCGGUGCUGCGCACCUUCCGGCUGCUGCGGGUGCUGAAGCUGGUGCGCUUCAUGCCGGCGCUGCGGCGCCAGCUCGUGGUGCUCAUGAAGACCAUGGACAACGUGGCCACCUUCUGCAUGCUGCUCAUGCUCUUCAUCUUCAUCUUCAGCAUCCUUGGGAUGCAUAUCUUCGGCUGCAAAUUCAGCCUCCGCACAGACACAGGAGACACAGUCCCCGACAGGAAGAACUUUGACUCCUUACUGUGGGCCAUUGUCACAGUGUUCCAGAUCCUCACGCAGGAGGACUGGAACGUUGUCCUCUACAAUGGCAUGGCCUCCACCACUCCAUGGGCUUCCCUCUACUUUGUUGCCCUCAUGACCUUUGGCAAUUAUGUACUCUUCAAUCUCCUGGUGGCCAUCCUGGUAGAGGGCUUCCAGGCUGAGGGUGAUGCUAAUCGCUCCUACUCUGACGAGGACCAGAGUUCAUCCAACAUGGAGGAGUUUGACAAGCUCCCAGAGGGCCUGGACAGUAGCGGGGAUCUCAAGCUCUGCCCAAUACCUAUGACACCCAAUGGACAUCUGGACCCUAGCCUCCCCCUGGGUGGGCAUCUGGGUUCUGCUGGUGCCAUGGGCCCUGCCCCUCGUCUCUCACUGCAGCCAGACCCGGUACUGGUGGCCCUCGACUCCCGCAAAAGCAGUGUCAUGUCAUUGGGCAGGAUGAGCUACGAUCAGCGUUCCUUGUCCAGCUCCCGGAGCUCCUACUAUGGGCCCUGGGGACGUAGCGGGACCUGGGCCAGCCGCCGCUCCAGCUGGAACAGCCUGAAGCACAAGCCACCCUCAGCUGAGCACGAGUCCCUACUGUCGGGGGAGCAUGGUGGCAGCUGCGCCAGGGCCUGUGAGGGUGCCCGGGAGGAGGUGCCAUGCCGCACUGCACCCUUGCAUGCCCCGCAUGCCCACCAUGCUCACCAUGGACCCCACCUUGCACACCGUCACCGCCACCACCGCCGGACGCUGUCCCUCGAUACUAGAGACUCAGUGGACCUGGCAGAGCUGGUGCCCGUGGUGGGCGCUCACUCGCGGACUGUUUGGAGGGCAGCGGGCCAGGCUCCGGGGCAUGAGGAUUGCAAUGGCAGAAUGCCCAACAUCGCCAAGGAUGUCUUCACCAAGAUGGAUGACCGCCGCGACCGUGGGGAAGACGAGGAGGAGAUCGACUACACCCUGUGUUUCCGGGUCCGCAAGAUGAUCGAUGUCUACAAGCCUGACUGGUGUGAAGUCCGUGAGGACUGGUCCGUCUACCUCUUCUCCCCUGAGAACAAGUUCCGGAUCCUCUGUCAGACCAUCAUAGCUCACAAGCUCUUUGACUACGUGGUCUUGGCCUUCAUCUUCCUCAACUGCAUCACCAUUGCCCUGGAGAGGCCUCAGAUUGAAGCCGGGAGCACUGAGCGCAUCUUCCUCACGGUGUCUAACUACAUCUUCACAGCCAUCUUCGUGGGCGAGAUGACACUGAAGGUGGUUUCUCUGGGCCUGUACUUUGGCGAGCAGGCGUACUUACGCAGCAGCUGGAAUGUACUGGAUGGCUUCCUGGUCUUUGUGUCCAUCAUUGAUAUCGUGGUAUCUGUGGCCUCCGCGGGGGGAGCCAAGAUUCUGGGAGUCCUCCGGGUCCUGCGACUCCUACGCACCUUACGUCCUUUGAGGGUCAUUAGCCGGGCCCCUGGCUUGAAGCUGGUGGUAGAGACGCUCAUCUCCUCCCUUAAACCCAUCGGCAACAUUGUGCUCAUCUGCUGUGCCUUCUUCAUCAUCUUCGGCAUCCUGGGGGUGCAGCUGUUCAAGGGAAAGUUCUACCAUUGUCUGGGAGUGGACACCCGCAACAUCACCAACAGAUCUGACUGCGUGGCCGCCAACUAUCGCUGGGUGCAUCACAAGUACAACUUUGACAACCUGGGCCAGGCUCUGAUGUCCCUCUUUGUCUUGGCCUCCAAGGACGGCUGGGUGAACAUCAUGUAUAAUGGAUUGGAUGCUGUUGCCGUGGACCAGCAGCCUGUGACCAACCACAACCCCUGGAUGCUGCUGUACUUCAUCUCCUUCCUGCUCAUCGUCAGCUUCUUUGUGCUCAACAUGUUCGUGGGCGUGGUGGUGGAGAACUUCCACAAGUGCCGGCAGCACCAGGAGGCCGAAGAGGCCCGGAGGCGCGAGGAGAAGCGGCUAAGGCGCCUAGAGAAGAAGCGCCGUAAGGCCCAGAGGCUGCCCUACUAUGCCACCUACUGUCCCACAAGGCUGCUCAUCCACUCCAUGUGUACCAGCCACUACCUGGACAUCUUCAUCACCUUCAUCAUCUGCCUCAACGUGGUCACCAUGUCUCUGGAGCACUACAACCAGCCUACAUCCCUGGAGACAGCCCUCAAGUACUGCAACUACAUGUUUACCACUGUCUUUGUGCUGGAGGCUGUGCUGAAGCUGGUGGCAUUUGGCCUAAGGCGUUUCUUCAAGGACCGAUGGAACCAGCUGGACCUGGCCAUUGUGCUACUGUCUGUCAUGGGCAUUACACUGGAGGAGAUUGAGAUCAAUGCAGCUCUGCCCAUCAACCCCACCAUCAUCCGUAUCAUGCGUGUUCUGCGCAUCGCCCGGGUGUUGAAGCUGUUGAAGAUGGCCACAGGAAUGCGGGCCCUACUGGACACGGUGGUACAGGCUCUGCCCCAGGUGGGCAACCUGGGCCUCCUCUUCAUGCUUCUCUUCUUCAUCUAUGCUGCCUUGGGAGUGGAGCUCUUUGGGAAGCUGGUCUGCAACGAUGAGAACCCGUGUGAGGGCAUGAGCCGGCACGCUACCUUCGAGAACUUCGGCAUGGCCUUCCUCACACUCUUCCAGGUCUCCACAGGCGAUAACUGGAAUGGAAUCAUGAAGGACACUCUGCGAGACUGCACCCAUGAUGAGCGCAGCUGCCUCAGCAGCCUGCAGUUCGUGUCGCCGCUGUACUUCGUGAGCUUUGUGCUCACGGCUCAGUUCGUGCUCAUCAACGUGGUGGUAGCUGUGCUCAUGAAACAUCUGGAUGAUAGCAACAAGGAGGCCCAGGAGGACGCGGAGAUGGAUGCUGAAAUUGAGCUGGAGAUGGCCCAUGGCCUGGGCCCUGGCCCCAGUCCCGGCCCGUGUCCCUGUCCUGGCCCGAGGCUGCCCACUAACUCACCAGGAGCCCCCGGUCGUGGAUCAGGAGGGCCGGGCAUUGGGGGUGACUCCGAGGGUCACCUGUGCCGGCACUGCUACUCUCCAGCACAGGAGACCCUGUGGCUGGACAGCGUCUCUUUAAUCAUCAAGGACUCCUUGGAGGGGGAGCUGACCAUCAUUGACAACCUGUCUGGCUCCAUCUUCCACCACUACUCCUCACCUGCUGGCUGUGACAAGUGUCACCAUGACAAGCAAGAGGGACCUGUUGCUCAGCGCUCCAGGCCCAGGCUGCCCCAUCCCAGCCCCAGGGUGACCCGAGGCCACCACCUCCCCCUGCAGGUGCAGCUGGCUGAGACAGAGGCCUUCUCCCUGAACUCAGACAGGUCCUCGUCCAUCCUGCUGGGGGAUGACCUGAGUCUUGAGGACCCCACAGCCUGCCCACAGGGCCCUAAGGAGAGUAAGGGUGAGCUAGAGCCUCCGGAGGAGCCCUUGCAGGCAGGAGAUCUGGAUGAAUGCUUUUUCCCCUUUGCCAGUGCGCCAGUGUCUGCAGGCCCAGAGAGCCUGCAGUGCGAGAUGGAGGCCAUCCCGUUCAAUCCCGUCCAGUCCUGGCUCAAACACGAGAGCAGCCAAGCACCGAGUCCCUUCUCCCCAGAUGCCUCCAGCCCUCUCCUGCAGAUGCCUGCUGAGUUCUUCCACCCUGCUGUGUCUGCCAGCCAGAAGGGACAGGAACCGGGCAUGAGUGCAGGGACCCUGCCCAAGAUCGCCCUUCAGGGCUCCUGGGCAUCCCUGAGGUCUCCGAGUGUCAAUUGCACCCUCUUGCGUCAGGCUACUGUGAGUGACACAUCACUGGAUGCCAGCCCUAGCAGCUCAGCGGGCAGCCUGCAGACCACAUUGGAGGACAGUCUGACACUGAGUGACAGUCCCCGGCAUGCUCUGGGACCGCCGGUCCAGGUGCCAGGGCCAUGUGCUGGCCUGUCACCGGCCACCCGGCGCCGCCUCAGCCUAAGGGGCCGUGGCUUGUUUAGUCUGCGUGGGUUGAGAGCCCAUCAGCGCAGCCACAGCAGCGGGGGCUCCACCAGUCCUGGGUGCACCCACCACGACUCCAUGGACCCCUCUGAUGAGGAGGGCCGCGGGGGUGCAAGCGGUGGGGGUGCAGGCAGUGAGCACUCCGAGACCCUCAGCAGCCUAUCGCUCACGUCUCUCUUCUGUCCACCACCCACGCUGCCACCCCCGGGCCUCACCCCCGCCAGGAAGUUCAGCAGUACCAGCAGCCUCGCUGCUGGACCUGGCCGUCCUGGCACCACAGUCUCAGCCCGCGGCCUGGCCAGGAGCCCAUCAUGGGCUGCAGACCGCAGCAAGGACCCACCAGGUCAGGCCCCGCUGGCCUCAGGCUUGGGUUCCUCAGCACCUGAGCCACAGCCACCUCCUGGGGAGCUGGAGUCAACCGAUGCUGCAAGCAAGAGGAAAAGAUGAGGGGCCGCAGGGGCUGCGGGGGACCUGCCAGCUGCUGUCCGCCCGCCUGCCCCAUCUUGCCUUCUUUUACCUCAGGAGCCAGGGAGCAGACAGCAAUACUUUGUCCACACCUGGGAGUGGCAUAGGGGCCAGCCAGCGCCGGGCCACUGGGCAGGCGACUGAGGAGGGUCUGGGUUAGCUGAGGCUCAGAUGUGCGGCCCCAUCCGUGGCCCUUCCAGUGUAUAUGCAGAUAUAUACAUAUAUAUAUAUAGAGACAGACAUAUAUUUAUUUAUUUUUUUUACGGAGAGCUUAUGAAUUCCAGAAAGUGCUAAAGUUGAGGGUGCAGGCCAGGGCCCAGACGGUGGUCUCGUCUGUUGAUUAGGACACAGGCCUGCACAGCACAGAUGCUCCUGCUGUGGCUUCGGUGGCUGUAGUUUCGGGUAUCUCCCUCAGUUGAGAGCAGCUUGGGAGGACGUUCAGGGCCCAGGAGACAGAAGAGAAGCAAUUCAGGGUGCACUUUUUUUCCCUUUUAAAGAGGAGACGCUGCUAAGAUCCCCAGCCUCUACCCACAUGUCGGGGUUGUCAGUCUUGUCCCUCUGACUGUCGUAUUGUUGUGAAGUCUUUUGUAGACACUCUUGACACACAGACUUUCUUAGUUAGCCAGUUAGAUGUUCUCUUUAGAAAAACUGGGGGUGGGGUGGGAUUUUAGUCUUAUUUCUUAGAGCAGGGUUGGGGAACCGGGCAUUUCUGAAGCUGGGCAGGGGGCUCAGGAUUUGGGUCAAGUUUUGACCUCUGUGAGUAC